Lolium rigidum is the source of this 506-nucleotide messenger RNA. RefSeq names its product probable calcium-binding protein CML31. The transcript has a single exon. The record is from RefSeq and is a predicted model, not a curated record. Lineage: Eukaryota; Viridiplantae; Streptophyta; Magnoliopsida; Poales; Poaceae. The coding region runs from base 19 to 363 and encodes 114 amino acids. Gene Ontology annotation, molecular function: calcium ion binding.
GCGGAGCUGCGCGUGUGCAUGCGGGCGACGCUGGGGGAGGACAUACCGGCCGAGGAAGCCGAGGCGCUGGUGGCAUCAGUGGACGCGGACGGCGACGGGCUGCUGUGCGAGGCGGAGUUCCUCAAGCUGGCGCUGCACUGCGAUGCCGAUGCCGAGGAGAGGACCAGCGGGCUGAGAGAGGCGUUUGAGAUGUACGAGAUGGAGGGGGAAGGGUGCAUCACGCCGGCGAGCCUGGGGCGGAUGCUCGGCAAGCUCGGGAACGAGCGGGCCGUCGGCGAGUGCCGCGCCAUGAUCUGCCGGUUUGAUUUGGACGGGGACGGGGUGCUCAGCUUCGACGAGUUCAAGAUCAUGAUGAGCGCAUGAAGAAGUGAAGAUAUGAUGCACAUAUAUUGUUCUUCCUUGACUAGUACUAAUUCGCUUGAUUGUGGUAGGGUGGUGUUCAGACAUGUAUAGCUCGUUGUUCCAUUCAUUCGUUCAUUCAUUCUAUUGCUAUUUCAGCCCUUAAA